Archocentrus centrarchus (flier cichlid) is the source of this 8973-nucleotide messenger RNA. RefSeq names its product myosin XVB (gene myo15b). Gene Ontology annotation, cellular component: cytoskeleton; myosin complex. The record is from RefSeq and is a predicted model, not a curated record. The transcript has 66 exons. Lineage: Eukaryota; Metazoa; Chordata; Actinopteri; Cichliformes; Cichlidae. Gene Ontology annotation, molecular function: ATP binding; protein binding; cytoskeletal motor activity. The coding region runs from base 1 to 8841 and encodes 2946 amino acids.
AUGAGAGCUGCCAGUAAAGCCAGCCUGGCUAACAGGAAAAACAAGAGCUCCUCUGUGGACAAAAUGGGUAAAGAGAGAGCAAGUUUCCAGGGCAAGGAAGAGGAGGGAACAGGAGACAUAGUCCUAGGUGGUGAGAAAGAGGUAGAAGCCAGAUAUGCUGUGGUCUUCCCCAGGAUGAACAAACUAAGCAAGGCAAAGAUAACACAGGCACCUCAGGCAGCUCCUGAAACUUCUACUCCAGGAGAAUCCACUACCUCAGAGCUCAAACCUCCAAAGCUAGGUGCCAAGCUUGUACUCCCUGUCAAACCAGAUCUCAACCUGAAGUGCAUUAAAAAGCCCUUGUCCAUAGGGUUAAAAUCAGUUGGAUAUGAGCCUAAGAGGAAUUCUGGAUCCUGUGGGUCAGAAGGAUUAUUCACCACAGAUGAUAGAAACGGCAAAGAUAACCAAGGCAUUCAAGAUAGAGUCAUUAUGUUUCAAGUUGCAAGAGGGAAGCUGAACCCCUCCAAGAUAAAUAUUACCAACAUGUCCUUGUCAGGGGGAAAAAUAGUUGGUGGCCCAACACAGGCAAAGGGGCAAGACCAAGAAAGCCAUGAUACAGCUCAGAUGCCCAAAUCUGCCACUCAGCCAUUUCCAAAUGGGGAUGCCAGUGCAGAGAUGUUUGGUGUUAAGUCUUUGUGUGAAGAAGAAGCAGACAGAGAAGUGGCCCAGCUGAUGGGUGAGGAACGAAUAUAUUCUAUCACCAAACCAAAGGACUGGCUUCGUGCUGAGAACUUGUUACCCCAUCAGACAGUGGAGAAGUUAACCAAAUGGACAGUCUAUGAGGAUGAAGGCCAAGCCAGGACCAUUCCAGCUCACAAUGGCAGGGCACUCUGGGAAUCAGAGGAUCCCACCCAGGAGAUGUUAGAGAGUCGACUAGUGAGCACACAGACUUACAUCGGAAACAUGUUACUGUCCCUGAACCCGUUCAAGCCUCUUGGCAUUUACACGCAGGAACUGAGACAGAAAUACCGGGGCAAAGAGCAGCAUAGAAAUCCACCACAUGUUUAUGCCAUAGCUGACUCAGCCUUCAGCCUUUCUCAAACCUCCACACAGGAGCAGUGUAUUGUUAUAAGUGGCCAGAGUGGUUCAGGGAAGACUGAAGCUACCAAACUUAUAGUCCGAUACCUCAGCUCAAUGUAUAAAGGCAGAAAUGACAAACUCCGACAGCCCAUGGAGGUCUUUCCAAUCCUAGAGAGUUUUGGGAAUGCAAAGACUAUCCUCAAUAACAACUCCAGCCGCUUUGGCAAAUACCUCCACAUCCACAUUCUCAAUGGAGUUGUUGUCGGGACUUCGCUGUCCAAAUAUCUCCUUGAGAAGUCCAGGGUUGUUUUUCAGGCCAAUGAGGAGAGGAACUAUCAUGUGUUUUAUGAACUGCUGGCAGGUAUGAAUGACUGGGACAAACAGGAACUCUACCUGCAGGGAGCUGAGACUUAUUACUACCUAAACCAAGGUGGUGCCUGUGAAUUGAAGGGGAAGCAGGACAAACAGGACUUCCAGCAUUUGAUUCACUGCUUUGAGAUCAUAGGACUCCAUCCUGAUCAGGUCUCCACUGUCUGGGCCAUCCUCUCCUCUAUCCUACAGCUUGGGAACAUUUGCUUCAGCUCAUAUGAGGUUGAAUCAUUCGAGGUGUCACGAAUCUUCAGUGAAGCUGAGGCCAGGAGGGUGGGCUCAUUGUUGCAGAUUUCCUCUGAGGCCCUUCAGACUGUCAUCACUCACAGAGUUACCGAGACCACGUAUGACAGAAUCUACUGUCCUCUGUCUGUAGAAAGUGCCAUAGAAUCGAGAGAUGCCAUUUCUAAAGCCUUGUACUCAGUUCUCUUUGACUGGUUGUUGGAGCAGAUCAAUGAAUGGCUGAGUCCCACAGAGAUGGACAGUACUGUGGGCAUAGUUGACAUUUAUGGAUUUGAGGACCUGGGAGUCAACAGCUUUGAGCAGCUGUGUAUCAACUUUGCCAAUGAGCAGCUGCAGCACUUUGUCAACAAGGCAGUAAUCACUCAGGAGCAGGAGGAGUACAGUGCAGAACACAUCCAUUGGCAUCCCAUGCCACUGAAGAACUUCCACUCCUGUCUGGAGCUAAUCUCUUCCAAGCCACACGGCAUCCUCCGCAUACUGGACGACCAGACCUGCCUUCCCCAGGCCACUGACCAUACCUUCCUCCAGAAGUGCCACUACCAUCAUGGAAACAGCCCCUAUUAUGCCAAGCCCAAGAAUCCAUUGCCAGUCUUCACUGUUUAUCACUAUGCUGGACCUGUCACUUAUCAGGUUCAUAAUUUCCUGAAUAAGAACCAUGACCAGUUUAGGACAGAAGUGGUGGCGCUUUUUGCCAGGAGUCGCAUAAAGAUGGUGUCAGAGUUGUUCCAGAAGGUUCAAGACAAUUACAUCCAGCAGAAAGAUUUGGGCUGGAGGAAGAAGGGGCUACACCAACAGUCCACUACUGCUGCUUCUCACUUCCUCCAGUCUCUGAAUGAACUUACCACCCGCUUGGAGAGCAACAACCGCAUGCCCACCCCAGCAGAGGGGAGAGAGAGGUCCCAGACAGAGCCCCCCCAGUCGAGGAGCAAGGGCCCCAAGGAAUCUGAGGCAACAGGAAACCGGCCCCCCCCAGAGGCCAGCCCCCUGUGCAGGCCGGCGACAGGGCCCCAGGUCCCAAGCGCCCAAGAUCCACCCGACAUACCGCAGAGCCUCCCCCACACCAGAGAAGCCCAAGCCACCCUGGCCCACAGCCCCCAGGAGAGCAGAGCCCCAAAAGCGCAGACUGAACAUGCCGACGCAGGCCGGGCCAACCCACUCCACCUGGUGGCGCGCCCGGGACAGCAGAGACCCCCCUGGCGCCAGAGGGGACCCACCGGCAGCCAGUGCGAUCCCAGAGCCCUGGGCCCCAGACUCCACGCCCCGAGAAGACCGGCCAAUCCGGCCAAGGGCCAGCACCUAUCACCCCAAACACCCCAGCCACACCCCAAGACUGCAAGGAAGCACCCACCCAAGCCCCCCCACCACUAUCAACCAGGACAAGCACACGGACACCACAAGAAGAAAGCCCAAGGAUUCCAAUCUUGGCGGCUAACGGACACACACGGGCCCCGGAGUCCACCCCAGGCCACCUACAAAGCACACCGGGAGCAGAGCCCACAGCCAACCACCCCCGCUAAGCGCGCCAACAACCUCUGGGACAGCCUGCGGGUCAACCCCCGCACCAGCCUCCUCUGGUUGCUUGGCAACCACUACCUGCAAAGGAAGCACGCCUUUGUCCACCAACCCUGCACCCAGAGCUGCCAUCACAUCCGCUUUACGGGCACUCUUCCUGGGAUCUUUGAUGUGGACUAUGUGUCAGCACAACUGAGGCAUGCGGGGUUGCUGGAGACCAUCUACAUACGGAAAGAGGGUUUUCCUAUAAGGAUUCAGUACUCCUAUUUUAUUGCAAGGUAUGGAGUUCUGAUGGCCCAGCGGUUGAAUGAGAUGUCACACAGAGAUCUGACAGUGGCUCUGCUGGAAAUGGUGGGAGCUGAGGAAGGACAGUAUCAAUUGGGACUCACCAAGGUGUUCCUUAAGGAGCCUCUGUACCAGCACCUGGAAGAAAUGUGGAACAGCACUCAGACAUGGGCUGCUAUCACCAUCCAGAGGAACAUAAGGGGUUUCCUCUGCAGGAAGAACUUCAAGUUCUUCAAAGAGAAAGCUAUUGUCAUCCAGAGCCACAUCCGAGGACACCAGGCCAGGAAGUACUACAAGCGUCUGAAGCAGUCCUUCAACCAGUUCUGGGCUUUGAUGCUAAUAACCAGGAACACCAUUAAGAGGCACCAUUGGAGAAAGGAAUUUCUAGAGAGGCACAAAGUGAAAGCCGUGACACGGACAAAGUCUGUUGCUCCAGGGAUGGAUGUGGGGAUGUUAGAGAUCCCUGCUGAGCUGUCUGCUAGACUCCACAGCACAGCAGGGCGGAAGCAUGUAUCAGGGGUCACAGAGGUCUCGCCUCCACAGGUGAAGGCGGAACAUAAGCUCGCUCUGCCUCUAGAUAUCGACAGAUACCCAUUCUCGCGCUAUGCUAAGUCCAUAUUAAAGGAUACAUGGUGCCAACCUCAGGGAUACGCCCUCCAGAGACCGCUUACACCUCUGGAACCUGAAGAUGCCAGAACUGCUUUGGAGAUUUACAAACUGAUUUUGCGUUUUACAGGGGAGUCAGACCUGGGCAGUUGGCAGGAGCAGGUAUUAGGCAAUUACAUAGUGGAGAAGGGCCAGAGCCAGCCAGCCUUGAGAGAUGAGAUCCUGGCCCAGCUGGCUUAUCAUUCCUGGGGCCUGAAGGAGGAGCAGCACAGCCUGAGGGGCUGGUUGCUGCUGGCCUGCUGCCUCAGUGCUUUCACACCAUCACCAACACUGGACAAGCACCUGCUCAAGUAUGUAUCUGACCAUGGUCCAGGGGAGUACCGUUCAGUGUGCCAACAUAAACUGCUGACAUCUCUGCAGCUUCCAGCCCCAACCUGCCGGAAAUACCCACCCACUCAGCUGGAAUGGACCGCCAACGAGAGAAAGGGGACCAUGUUGGUGGAUGUUCACACCUACAAUGAUGAGACAUUUACAACUGAAGUGGAGUCAUGGACCACAGGAGAGCAGCUGGCAUCAUGGAUUCUUCAUUUCAGAGGUGUCUCGGAAGCGGUGCAGGGCUGGUCGGUGUCUCUGUUUUCAGUCGAUGAAGGCUGGUCUGAUCUAGCUGGCUCAGAUUUUGUCAUGGAUCUUCUGGCUGGAGCUGAAGCUGAAGUGCUACCACCAGAUGGGACUCCCUCUUCUACUCACUCUGACUACCUGUUCAGCAGCCAGGGAGACAGGAUACCGGCAAACGAUCUAGAUGACUUUAUACCACCAGCACCACCCAUACAAGCUCCUGGGCUACCUCCUUUUGAAGGAAACCCAUGGGGAAGAGAUUAUCCACAGGAAGGGCGUGGUCGACAGAUGGUGGCCUACCUUGAAGGCAUAUAUGACCCUGUACUGGACCACGGGCCUCCAGACACAGAAAGAGUAGCUAUUCUAAACCGCAGGAUGAGAGGGGGAGGGGGGAUUGGACCGAUGCACUCUGGCAUGUAUGGAACAGGUAUGCCGAUGACAAUGCCAACCUAUCCUAUGGGAGCUCCAGUGAACCCUGCAAUGCCCAAUUAUGGUGCAGCGCCUAUGAUGCCAACCAUGCCACCCAUGUCAGGCAUUCCAGCCAUGAUGAUGCCUCAGGCUCCCAUGUCAGCUCCUCCUGCUGCUGACCCCAUGCAGAUGGCAGCAGCAACACAACAGGCUCUCAUCAACCAGCAAGCCCUUCUCAUGGCCCAGCAGAUGACCAUGCAGGCGAUGACUCUGUCCCAGCAGCAGGCAAAGGAGCAGCAGAAGAAGGAGGAACAGCAGAGGAAAAAGGAGGAGCAGAGGCAGAAGGAACAGGAAAGAAAAAAGGCAGAAGAGAGGGAACGGAGGGAACGGAGGGAACGAAGGCGUCAGUCAGAACAGCGUAAUAGGGAUCGCUCCAGCUCACCUUCCCCUCGAUCUCCCUCACCCCCACCUUCUGCACCUAAACACACCAAAAGUUACAGGCAGCCUGAGACAGAGUCAGAAACAGAGGAAAACUUCGCAGAUCCAAAUGAGCUCCACUCUGUCAAAGAUAAGAGGAACUUCUUCCAGAAGAUUGCCACUCAGCCCAGUGGUAAAUCCAAAAUCCCAAAGACACAUCAAGCUCCCUCAAGCCCACCCAGACAGCAACGGGUCUUACCUCCAUUACCUCCUCCAUCGCCCCCAUCUGUAGCACCUAAGCCUGAAGUGAAACGUCCACAAAGCCCACAUGCUAGGGAAGUUGAUCCUCGAAAAGAAACACCAACCCAGGCACCAGUUACUGAGCCUCGACCUGAACCCACUUCCAGCAUUCGGGAAAUCAUCAAACAGUUCAACAGCCGACCCCAACUAGAACCCAAACCCUUCACGCCUGUCAGACAUCCUGCAAGAACAUUUAUAAAGAAGAGUGACCCCAAAGAGGAAGCUCUGGCUAAACUUAAAAACAAAGGACCAGUGGCAAAACCGAAGAAACAGUGGGUGCCUCCUCCACCCCCCCCUCCAAAGACCCUUUCACCACAGCCUUCCCCACCAUCAACAAGGGGUCGCAGGGUCAUCUCCAACAAUAUGAGGCAGAAACAACAGUCCCUGGAGGACCUGUUCAGCUCCCUACACCUUCCUCCUUCUCCCCCCAACUCCCCACCACCUUCUCCAGACCUUCAAGACAUUCCUGACCCGCCGCCAAUGGCUGCUCCAUCAAUAAAUGAUGGUAUGCUAGAAGAUGAAGACAUUCGGUCCAAGCUCCAUCGCUUCUCUGCUGGGGUUUACUUCUCUUACUGCAACAUGCCAGGAAAAUUGUUCUUGCGAAAAGAAGUGUUUUACCCCAGAGAGAUGUUUAACCAGCCCUACAUCCUUAAUCUGUUGUGUGAACAGAUCAUCAGGGACACUUACUCUGACAGCUGUGAGAGGAUCAGCAGAGAGGAGAGAAGGAAGAUGAAAGAUCUGCUAGCAAAUUUCAACAUAGGAACAACUAUAAACACCAUCCAGGACAACAACAUGAAGAAGAGGAUUGUCAUUGCAGCUCGAGACAACUGGGAAAAUUAUUUUACUAGAUUGUUCCCUGUGAAGCCAGACAGUGGGGAUGCCCAUGUUUUGGGAGUGUCUCAUCGUGGGAUUCGUCUCCUCAAGAUGGUGAGGGCAUCGGGCAUAAAUCCUAAACAUCUCCGGCUACUCAAAGGCUACAGUUUUGCAGAGGUGUUGUCAGCUGACCUCCAGGGUGAAGACAGAGUGGAACUGGAGCUGAAGAGUGAAAAAUUGGCGCUGCAGUCACCCAGGGCUCCUCAGAUCAUUGCUGUGAUUCAGUUAUUCAUCCAGGAACUCAUCAAGGACUCAGGCCAUGUAGUGGCCCUGAAGAGUUUUGUGACAGAUGAUAAGAGUCUGCUCAGCUUCAAUAAGGGUGAUAUCAUCAAACUGCUGCCAAUGGAAGGACUUCAGCCAGGCUGGCGUUUUGGCAGCAAUGGAGGACGCUCUGGUCUUUUCCCAGAAGACCUUACUCAGUCAUCUGCAGCCCCAGACUACCACUGUCUCAACCUAGACCGCAGAGAUGAGAGAAGGAAAAGCAUGAGGACCAUUAGACCUGUCGGCCCACCCAAAAUUCCAUCUCCAGGUCCAGGUCUCCAGGUCAGCAGUCAUAUGGAUACACCUGAUUUAAGGCAGCCCAGAAGUGAGGCUUCACCCCCGAGCUUGGUACAAGGAUCUCUCCAGAACUCAAUGCAGGGUUCAGUCCUCGACUUAGAGAUGAACUCACCCAUGGCUGACUUUGCCAUGAAGUACUUCAGACUGGGGAUGACAGGUCUGCCCGCCAGUGGAAGAAAUUUUUCACAGGUGGUUGAACACACAGUGGCCCCCAUCCAGGAAUCUCUCAUUCUCUAUAAUGACCCUGAAAUCAAUGAGUUAUCUGUUGAGUGCUUCACAAACCUAAUGCAGCUCAUGGGUGACAUGCCACUGAAGAACACCCAGACAGAUUGUCUAAACAACAUUAUUCUGCUGGGGAAGGAAAAGGAGCUGCUGAGGGAUGAAAUAUUCUGCCAGGUUAUCAAGCAAACCACCAACAACCCAACAAAAUCCAGUUGUACCUUAGGCUGGCGGCUGCUCACCCUGGUGACUGGCUUUUUCCCUUGCUCUGGUACCCUGCAGCCUUAUAUCACACGCCACCUACAUGACAUCUCUCAGGAUUAUGAGCACCCAUACAAAGAAUUGGCAUCUUUGUGUCAGGAUAACCUCCAGCGCUCUCUCCGGUUUGGUGGUCGCCGUAACAUCCCCUCGCAUGUCGAGAUGGAAGCAAUUCUGGCUGGCAAAACUUCCCAACGUGUUCCUAUCUACCUGCCGGGAGGAGUGGAGUUUCCCAUCAAGAUACACAGUUUUAGUAAUGCUGAAGAUGUGGUGAUCGAGUUGUGUAAAGAAAUGGGCAUCUCCCACCUCAAAGAAACCAAAGAGUUCUCCAUCCUUGUCAUUGGAAUUCACGAUGGGAUGUUACGUCCCCUCCAUACUGAGGAAUACAUUUUUGACUUCCUGGUGGAUGACAACAACAUUUUGUUCCUGAGGAGAAUGAUGUGGAGAACACCUCUUUCAUUCAGCAGUGACCUCUAUGUGGAUUUUCACUACCAACAGCUUCUUGCAGACUACCUGAAUCGGCAACUGAUACUCCCACCGGCCACAGGAGGGUCACCAGUCCAGCAAAUAGCACAGCUGUCAGCCCUGCAACAUCUGGCUCUGGGCUUGCAGAACCAGCCCUCACUGUCAGAGAUAAAGGGGUACCUGCCUUCACAGGAUGGGCUCAGCAAUAAAAUGGAGGAGAUCGUCAAUUUCUGCCAGGGUCAGAUAGCUGCAAUGCAGUCCUUUAGCCCUAGAGAUGCCAAAAUACAAUUCAUUGAGAUUCUGAGUUCUCUGCCCAUGUUUGGAUCCAACACUUUCUUGGCCCAGAAGGUGAGCCAGCGUGGUUGUCCUUCUCCCUGUAUGGUCUGCAUCAGCCAGGAGGGGUUGCUGUUCCUCCAUUCUAAAACACAGGAGCAAGUGCUUCGGAUUCCUCUGUCUGAUGUCCAGUCCAUGCGCACCAUUCACCCCAAGAAAAAAGGCAAGGUGCCAGCUGUGGAAAUCAACUAUGGCAAUCCAGCUAAUCCCAAAAAAAUCACCAUUCAUCUCAAAGAGGCUAAACAGCUGUGCCACACCCUUGCUCUAAUAAUGGAAGAGCUGAUUUCUCCAGCAGUCUCCAGUUCCAUAAUGCAGGGAUGAAAUAGAGGUGUUCCUUAUUAACUUGUUUCUGUAACUCUUUGUGUUUCAGUGGUUUGUGAGUGGUUUUAAGUUACUUCUUGAAUAGUACGUCAUUGUUGAAACAAACUGAAUAAAAACAGCCGUGAUGUUCAU